AUUUCAAUCGAAACGAUUGAAAUUCAAACCGUAUGGUUAAAAAAUUAUUCUAACCCUUAGCGCUGUUGAAAAUUAUUAAUUUUAUUCGACGUACCUAAUUAAAACUACAGUAAUGCCCGUGGACCAGAUUCAAUAUUCGGAAAGAUAUACAGAUGACGUCUACGAAUACAGGCAUGUCAUCUUACCACCGGAUAUAGCCCGCAUGGUGCCAAAAUCCCAUCUUAUGACAGAGACAGAGUGGCGAAACCUUGGUGUUCAGCAGAGUCCCGGCUGGCUCCACUUUAUGGUGCAUAAUCCUGAACCCCAUGUUCUAUUAUUUAGAAGACCUAGAACUGAUAUACCGGCUCCCUUGAAUGGCUUAGAUACAAAUACUAGUUCUGCUGUGAAGGUUUGACUGUUUUUGUUGCAUAGGCAUAUUUUUAGGUGUCAUAGCUUAAUAUUAUUUAAAUUGCUUAUUGAAACUAUUAUAGUUAAGACAAAACAAAAAAACUUUUCAAUUUAUUAUAAAUUAGCAGACAUCAAUUAUUAUUAUAUUACUUUAUUUUGUCUCAGUCUAAAUUCAAAUCGGGGGUUUUAAUAAAAUUAUUCAUGACUUUGGAUAACACAAAGGCUUGUUUGUGGAUAAUUCUCUGGAGGAGCUUGGAUGAGGCUCAUAAGCUCUACACAAAAAGACUAAAGUACAUUGAGUUGUUACUUGUUUAUUAUUGAGAAUAAAUUUAACCAUAGAUAGAAUUUUAACUUUGACCUCC
Bombyx mori (domestic silkworm) is the source of this 749-nucleotide messenger RNA. Its product is annotated as cyclin-dependent kinases regulatory subunit. Bases 113 to 394 code for a protein of 93 amino acids. Gene Ontology annotation, cellular component: cyclin-dependent protein kinase holoenzyme complex; SCF ubiquitin ligase complex. Gene Ontology annotation, molecular function: ubiquitin binding; cyclin-dependent protein serine/threonine kinase activator activity; histone binding. The transcript is spliced from 2 exons. NCBI's taxonomy places the organism in Eukaryota, Metazoa, Arthropoda, Insecta, Lepidoptera, Bombycidae. The record is from RefSeq and is marked validated. Gene Ontology annotation, biological process: regulation of mitotic cell cycle.